Molecule: messenger RNA, 505 nt
Organism: Rotaria sp. Silwood2
Lineage: Eukaryota; Metazoa; Rotifera; Eurotatoria; Philodinida; Philodinidae
Source: the annotation of a GenBank genome assembly
CACCCACACCCACACCCCCACACCCACACCCACACACCCACGCCCCCCCCCACACCCACCCACACCCACACCCACACCCACACCCACCCACACCCACACCCACACCCUAAGAAAUUGUGUUGCUUAUACAGGUACUCAUGAUCAUCCAACGGUACUUGGCUGGUGGGCUAAACAUGCUUCCGAUAAUGAAAAGAAAACAUUUGUUACUUAUAUUCGAGCAUCUGAAGAACAAGCAGAAGAUGACAAUGAUGAUGAAGAAGCAUAUCAAAUUAUUAAAAUAGCCUAUCUGAAUAAAUGUAUUCAUUGGUAUGCCAUCGAGAUGGUUUUGGCAAGUGCUGCCAAUACGAUUACUAUUCAAUUUCAAGAUUUAUUAGGUCUAGAUGAUUCAACAAGAAUGAAUAAUCCAGCUUCGUUUAACAUGGCACAGUGUAUUCUUAAUCAAGUUUUACGCAUUGCAUCACUUGAAGGACAUACACGUUAUCAAGUAGUCGCCAAUCAACAAUAA